Molecule: messenger RNA, 2094 nt
Organism: Fomitopsis serialis
Lineage: Eukaryota; Fungi; Basidiomycota; Agaricomycetes; Polyporales; Fomitopsidaceae
Product: oligopeptide transporter
Exons: 8
Coding region: 137-1957 (606 amino acids)
Biological process (GO): oligopeptide transport; transmembrane transport
Cellular component (GO): membrane
Molecular function (GO): dipeptide transmembrane transporter activity
Source: RefSeq, a predicted model, not a curated record
GCGACAACCGUGUUGACCACGACCGUGACCAUGGCUGUGAAACCCGCUAUCUCCCUCUUUCUCUGCCAGCUAUGUCCUCGUCGUUUCGCUCGAAAAGUGAUUGAAGUCUGGGUCCUAGCUAGAAGAGGCCUGUAACAUGAGUAGCGGCGACUUCGAGGUCCGGUGGCCAAACUUCCAGCUCUCCCGCCGCGUCUCCAAACUGUUUCGCUCGUUCACGGGUAGCGGCAAUGCUCCAACUGCGGACUACAGCUACUAUGAACUGAGCAACCUUGACGAAGCGUCCGAGGUCCCUACAGAUGCGGAGCGGGAGACAUUGAGGAGGAUCGCUGAUGCUGUCCCGUGGAACGCGUUCCUCAUUGCUUUCGUGGAACUCGCAGAGCGGUUCUCCUACUAUGGAACCACUGUUGUCUUUACCAACUUCAUCCAGCAGCCCCUCCCUCCCGGAUCUCGCACAGGUGCCGGAUAUGCCAAUGGUCAAUCAGGGGCUCUCGGUCUCGGCCAGCGUGCCUCUACGGCGAUCGGCAUGCUGAACUCAUUCUGGGUCUACUUCAUGCCUCUACUUGGCGCAUACAUAGCGGAUACACGCUGGGGCAGAUUCAAGACGAUCUGUGUCGCCGUAGGCAUCGCGCUCGUUGGCCAUGCUAUCCUUGUAGUCGCGGCACUCCCGGGAGUGAUCGAACACCCGAGACUAGCUCUGACAUAUUUCAUCGUCGCCCUCGUGGUCAUGGGUGUCGGAACAGGUGGCUUCAAGUCAAACAUCUCGCCGUUGGUAGCGGAACAGUACAAACAGACGAAGCUAACCAUCACCACCACUGCGAGCGGCGAGCGAGUGAUCUUAGACCCUGCAAUGACGACGGCUAGAAUAUACAUGUACUUCUAUCUAUUUAUCAAUAUUGGAGCUCUAUUCGGACAAAUUGUUAUGACCUACUCGGAAAAGUACGUUGGCUUCUGGCUCGCCUUCGUCCUACCCACGCUCGUUUUCCUCCUUUGUCCCCUCGUUCUCUUCAUCGGCAGGAAUAGCUACGUACGGUCACCUCCAUCUGGGUCGAUCCUCGGCACUGUCUUUCACAUGUUCCGCUUCUGCAUGCGCGGCAAGUGGUCUCUCAACCCUCUUGCGACCUAUCGGCAUAUGUCUGUGCACGACUUCUGGGACCGUGCAAGGCCGGGGAGUUGCCCUCCUGGAGCGAAGCGACCGGAAUGGAUGAACUAUGAGGAUGGGUGGGUAGAUGAGGUUAUCAGGGGCGUGCAGGCGUGCAAGGUCUUCCUGUGGUACCCGGUAUUCUACUUGUCGCUGAACCAACUAAACAACAACCUCAUAUCCCAGGCCGCGACGAUGGAGACCCACGGAGUGCCCAACGACAUCCUCUCGAACCUCGACCCGCUCUCGCUGAUCAUCCUCAUCCCCAUCUUCGACGUCGCCGUCUACCCCUUCCUCCGCCGGCGGCGCGUGCGUCUCACGCCGCUCCGCAAGAUCACCGCGGGCUUCUUCGUCGCGUCGCUGGGCAUGACCUACACCGCGCUCGUGCAGCACCGCAUCUACACGACGAACCCCUGCGGGUACUUCGUCGCGACGUGCGCGGACGAGGCCGGCACGCGGGUGACGAGCAGCGUGAACGUGUGGGUGCAGACGGGGAGCUACGUGCUCAUCAGCGUGAGCGAGGUGCUCGCGAGCGUGACGGGCCUCGAGUACGCGUACACGAAGGCGCCGAAGGACAUGCGGAGCCUGGUGAUGGCGGUGUUUCUGUUCAUGAGCGCCGUUGCGAGUGCGGUGGGCGAGGCCUUCGUCGCGCUCUCGGCGGACCCGCUCCUGGAGUGGAACUACAUAAUACUGAGCGCGCUUUCGGCUCUGGCUGGGAUACUGUUCUGGCGACAGUUCCGGGACCUUGAUGCUCGUGAAGACGAGCUGAACAGUCUCGGGGAGGACGUAACGCCUCCUGCUCUUGUCGCUGAGGAUUGACGACUGUACAUUCAGCUUCUAGAUACAUUUCUUGGUGCAACGACUACAAAAGAUCCCUGGAAUAUGGUCUCUGUGUACUGGUCAGAACGGUUUCCUGCGUUCAGCGCGCGCUCGCUGGAAAUGGAUGUCACUAAGCG